AUGACCGCAGCAGCAGCAGCUGAGCUCGAGCUGGUGCCGCUGCUCAGGGAGCCCGGCAUGGAGAGCGCUUCGAGCUCAGGGACCCAGGAGGGGUACGCAGAGGUGGACCCCGGCAUCCUCGGCACCUUUGGCAUCACAGACAACCAGGCACAGGCUGGUGCGCUGCUGGACGUGCUUGCUGAUGUGCUCCGCUGCCGGCAAUGGCUGGUCAACGCGAUCGUGACGCCGGAGAACGAGAUCCUGAGCAGCGCGGGGCUGGACGCAGUGGUGGGCGGAGUACAGUUGGCGGUGAUCCCUCUGCACUACACCUCAGCGCACGGCAACAAGCGGCUGAUGGAGGACGCAGAGGGCAACCCCAGCAAAUUGAUGCGCCUCACAAUCGCGGCGGUGCCGGACCGCUCGCCCAAGUUCUGGCUGCACUUUGUCCUGGUGGUGCUGUACAAUGUGUACGCCAUGUGCAUCCUGUUCUGGCACUUCAGGCGCUACGUCAUCAUCCGCCACAGCUACCUCACGCGAGGUGACGACCCGAACUUCUGGCUGACCCUGACGCACCAGGCGGACGCCAAGAGCAUCAGCAAGAAGGUCAAGAGGAUGCUGCUCGACUUGAACCUGGCAUCAGAGGGGGGCGGCGAGGGCGGCCGCGGCGCAAGCGGCGGCGGCGGCGCCGGCGAGGACGGCGGCGCGCUGCUGAGCGCGUUUGCGCGCGAAAACAACGGCCGCUCCGCGUCGGUCAUGAGCAGCCUGCGGGGCAUCGGCGCGGGCAUCUCCAAGUUCUUCUCAGCGGCCUCUGUCAUGGGCUCGCGCGCCCCGAGCCUGACCCCGCCGCCCUCGGAGCUGAACUCCCUCGCGACCAACAGCCUCAUCGUCACGGGCGGCAGCCCGGGGCAGGGGCCGCUGUCAGGCACGCCCUGGAGCGCCUCUGCGUCAGGCGUGGGUGCAGGGGCGCACGGCAGCGCGCAGUACGCGGCGGGCAGCAGCGGGGGCGGCAGCAGCGCGGCGGCGUCGGUGCCGCCGAGCCCGGCGGGCGGCGCGGCUGGCGCAGGCGGCGGGCUGGGUGCGGCGAGCGUGCUGGGGGCGACCCCGGCGACGCUCGCCACCCGCAUGCGGCUGAUGCGCAGCCCGCUGCCGGCGCAGCCGCAGGGGCCGGCCGUGGCGCCGCCGCCGCCGCAGGAGAUGAGCGCAGGUGGCGCGUCGGCCGUAAAUACCCUCGGGGACGCUGCGGCUGCUGCGGCCAUGCCCCAGCCGCCCCAGGCUGCUGCAGCUGCCGCGGCGGCGGCAGCUGCAGCGCACCACCACUACCGGGUUGCGCACAUGCGCACGAUCACAGAGGAGAACCUGGAUGCUAUAUUGCGCCCCGGCAGCUCAGGAGGCAUCGACCUGCUGCUGUCAACGCCCCCGCCGGUUACGCCGCGGACGGCAAGCCGCAUGGCCGAAGGCAACGCCGCAGCGGCCGCCGUGGUCGCCGACGCCGUCCGCGCGCCUGACGGCCCGCUCGCCAGCCGCGCCACGCCGCCGCCGGCGGGCGCUUGGCCUGGCGCGCCCUCGCCGGUUUCGCUGGGCCCCGGCCCCGUCGGCGGUGCCCAGGUCGGGGCGGGCGACGUGCCCGCGGCGCGCCACGUUGCGGGGCCGCUGGCUGUCGCACCCGACGACGUGCGGCUCGUCAUGGCGGGCAUGCGCACGCCGCGGGGCGCCAGCAGCGACGGGAGCGGCUCGAGCGGCGUGGACGCGUCGAUCGUGGACGUGUGGGCAGUGCAGGGCGAGCCGGCAGGCGCCGAGGCGGGCGGCGAGGCGCGCCGCGUGGCGUACCACUGGUGGAAGGCGCUGCCGGAGGGCUCCCUCCAGAAGGCGGGCAGCUUGUCUGAGUCGGACCUGGACGGCUACGACGGCUGGCGGGAGCAGCCGCUCCUGGCCAAGCCGAGCGUGCGGUUCCGCAAGACCAUCAACGCGGACAACCCGGCGUACAAGCCCUAUGGCGCUAAUGCGGACCCGAGUGAGCGCGCCAAGGUGGCGGUCAACGCGCAGCACUACGCCAUUCUGGUGACAGACGUCACCCAGUGGCCUUACCCAGAGCUGCAACGGGAGUACGAGGCGCACCGCCUGCCGACCAGGCUGGAGCGCUGGCUGCACUGGAUGGGCCGCGCCCCCGGCCUCGGCCGCCCGGCAGGCCUCUUCCUCGGCGCCCGCGGCAGCAGCGACGCCGACGCCGGCGACGCAGCACACGGCGGCGGCGCCGGCGGCGGCGCCGGGGCGCCCGCGCGCACCCCGCGGCGCUCGCUCGAGCCUUCCGCGGCCGCGGGGGAGCGCAAGCGGCCGGCGCGGCGGUCGCUUGUGCGCAGGCGGGACGAGAUGCAGCUGAUGGAUGAUCUGGAGGCUGCGGCUGAGACCAUAGAGCACGCCAAAGCCAAGCUGCAGCUGCUGGCUGUCGCCUCUGGCGACGAUGGCCACGCCGCCGAGCGCGCGAGCAAGACGCUCAAGCGCAUCGCCAAGGCGGAGCGGGAGGUCACGCGGCUCGCGGAGCAGCGGGAGCGCACUGUCGCGCUGUCGCGGGAGCACUCACACUUGCACCUAGCGCUGUCACGCGCCGCGUUUGCCUGCGGCGGCGGCGCGUCGGUGCCCCCGACGCCCGGCGGCCACCACGGCGGCAGCGCUGGCGGCGCAGGCGGCGGCAGCAACGGCGGCGGCGGCGGGCGCGGGAGCGCGGCGCCGAGCCGGAUCGCGUCGGUGCGGUCGAUGAGGAUGGGGGACGGGCUCGUCUGCAGGGCGGACAGCGCGGUCGCCGGCGCCGCGGUCGGCGCGGGCGCUCCAGCCACGCCGUGCGGCGACGCGCUGCGCGCGAGCAACGCGACGCCCACGCACCCCGCGGGCAGCGGCCGCUCGCUGUCGGCGCACCACGCGCCGCCGCCCGGCGGCCCCAGCUCGCGCGCCGCAAGCGAGACGCGCCAGCGGCGCCCCCCCCCCGGCCGCGGCAGCCCCAGCCCCAGCGCGGGCGCCGCCGUGGCCGCGGCGGCCGCGAGGCCGCCGGCGUCGCCGCUGGCCGGCGGGCGGAGGGAGCAGCGGCUGCGGCGGUCGCUGCAGGACCUUCGGGGCACGCGCAGCGAGACCUCGGCGGCGUCGAGCGCCGUGGACGAGCCCGCCGCCUUGAGCCCCAGCAUGCGGCCGCUCUGCGGCGCCCCGCUGGCGCCGGAGCCCUCCUUCGAGGCGGCGGCCCGCUUCAUGCGCCGCGGGACGGGCGGCGGCGGCAGCGGCGGCGGCUGGGGCCGGAGCGGCGGCGGCAGCUUCACGGGGGGCGGGAGCGCCGGGGGCGCGGGGGAGGCGGAGGCGGAGGUGUCGUUCGCCGGGAACCUGCGGCAGCCGCCGGGGCUGCACUCGCCGUCGCGGCUGACGCAGUCGCAGCCGUCGCCCUCCCAGCAGCAGCAGCAGCAGCAGAAGGCGGCGGCAGAGGCGGUGGCGGCCGCGGCGGCUGCAGCAGCGGCUGCCGUCGCGGAGCGCCCCGAGGACGCGCCCCCUCGGCCGCCCUCCCGCGCGCUGGGCAUCUCGCUCGCGCCCACGCCGCCCUCGCCCGCGGCCGCGGCGCCGCUCGCGCUCGACGCGUUCUGGCCGGCAGGCGCGCUGUCCAGCGGCGGCUCGUCGGAUGAGGAGGCGGAGCUGUCCACCGGCAGCCUGGUGGCCCUCGUGCCUCCCGCCAGCGCGCGCAGCGACGCGGCGUCCUGCGCGACGACGCGCCCGCCCAGCGCCCGCACGCCGCCCGAGCGGCGCGAGAGCUGCGGCAGCCUGCCGCCGAUCGAGCAGGCGACGUCGCCGGUCGUGCCGCCGUCGGGCGGCGCGCGGGGCGGGGCCGCAGGGGCGGUGCGUGGGAUCCUGCGGAGCGGCGGCAGCGGCGGUGGCGCCGGCGGCAGGCGGGGGGACGGGAGCGGGGCCGAGCGGCGGCGGGUCUCGCUCGAGGGCGGCGGCGCGCAGGGCGGCGCUGUCGGGCAGGCCGAGCUGGGGAAGAUCGCGGCCAAGGUGCAGCGCGUGGCAGCGGCGCUGAGGCCGCGGCGCGGCAUCCCAGCGGGCUUCAUAAGCGCCGGGGCCGGCGGCGGCGGCGGCGGCGGUAACGGGACCGGCGGCGGCCGCGGCAGCAGCUACAGCGGCGGCAGCGGCAGCGCGGCAGCGGCGAAGCGGUGGGGCGUCGUGCGGAGGGCGCUGGAGAGCGGGCGGCUGCUGCGGCUGCCGUACGAUGCCAACAACUACAGCAUCGUCACCAGCACGUUCAAGCGCCUGUUCCCUCGCGACUACGACUCGGCGAUUCCUGUGAUCAAGCACAAGGAGGUGGACAAGCUGCUGAUGCAGUGGGAGGCCGCCGUGGCCAGGCUCGAGCGCGCGGAGCUGACGCGGCAGCGCUCGGGGGAGCCGCCCACCAAGCGCACGGCCUGGUGGGGCGGGGCCAGGGUGGAGGUCAUCCCGCUGCUGCAGGUGCGCGCGGCGCCGCGGCGAGCUGCGCUGCGUCAUUCGCUGAUCUGA
This is a messenger RNA of Monoraphidium neglectum, 4500 nucleotides long. RefSeq lists its product as hypothetical. The record is from RefSeq and is a predicted model, not a curated record. Lineage: Eukaryota; Viridiplantae; Chlorophyta; Chlorophyceae; Sphaeropleales; Selenastraceae. Gene Ontology annotation, cellular component: plasma membrane. The transcript is spliced from 17 exons. Bases 1 to 4500 code for a protein of 1499 amino acids. Gene Ontology annotation, molecular function: calcium-activated cation channel activity.